This is a messenger RNA of Frieseomelitta varia, 8850 nucleotides long. RefSeq names its product histone acetyltransferase KAT6B (gene enok). NCBI's taxonomy places the organism in Eukaryota, Metazoa, Arthropoda, Insecta, Hymenoptera, Apidae. Gene Ontology annotation, biological process: regulation of DNA-templated transcription; nucleosome assembly. Gene Ontology annotation, molecular function: histone acetyltransferase activity; DNA binding. The record is from RefSeq and is a predicted model, not a curated record. The coding region runs from base 413 to 8515 and encodes 2700 amino acids. The transcript has 6 exons. Gene Ontology annotation, cellular component: nucleosome; MOZ/MORF histone acetyltransferase complex.
CAUCUUUGUCAAGUGGGUAACCUUUGUUGAUUUGUGUGAAAUGUGACGCCGUUGUCGCAAGAUAAUUGGUAAUCGUGAUUAAAUAUCCCGUGAAACAGUAUCCAGUGAUCCCUGUGCCAUUUUACUCUGGAUUUAUACAUGGAAUUACCGCGAUCAGGGUCAGCAUAAGAAGUGCGGCGCGACCUUGACGCAUGGAGAUGUGAAACAGCAUCAACUUUGUAGAAAAAUCGUGCGAGGCAACGAGUUGUUAGGCGCAGAAUGUGAGUAAGUCGUAAGGGCUGACUGUGAAAAAUUGACCCGGAGGCGUUCGGGCAUUGUCAAUCGGGUGUAUAUAAUCUGGCCUGGUACGUGAACGUCGCCGCCGGUGUCGCCGCCGCCGCUUUCGUCGGCAGACGGCCGACCCUGACAAGCCAUGGACGAUCCCGAGUCCGCUGACACGUGGUUGGCCUGGUUCCUGGACGCGAUCCGAAAAAUCCGCAGCCAGAAACAAAGGCCGAGUGUCGAGCGGAUAUGCCAUGCCAUUCGCCAACACCAUAACUAUCACGAGGAGGAGAUCGCCGAACACCUGGAAGUUGCAGUGAAACGUGGCGAUGUGCUCAAGAUCUUUAAUAAGGGACAAUCGUCGUACAAAGAUCCGGGUGGCUUGCAGUCGAAGCCGCUGAAGGUAGGCAAAGCUUCGGAUCUGAGCAAGGUACUGAGCAAGGCUGUCAGAGAGUUAGGCGAAAGGGAGGGAUCGACCCUGAAGAACAUCGAGAAAUACAUCAGACAGAGUCACACGGUCGAAGAAGAAGCGGAAGGUGACUUGAGAACAGCGCUUAGGUUAUCUGCUAAAAGGGCAGUCGAUCGAGGACUUGUGAUCCAGGAUGGUAGACUUUUCCGGCAACCGGACAGGCCACCUUGUCUCAAAAAACACGGGGAUAACGCUCACGUUCCCCCGCCGGAACCGCCAGUGAAUAAGCUGCCAGCUCCACUACCGAUCUGCAGAGAAUGCCUUGGCGCGACGAUAGCUGGAAGCAAUAAUAACACGAAGCGGAACGUCAACGAGAAACUGAGCAGGUGUAGCGUAUGCGGCGCAGCUUUACACAAUUCUUGCGCACCGCCGGAACUUUCGAUUCUCGUUGACAGAGGUAUAACGUGGUCUUGUGACGAUUGCUCGCCAACGUGUGCCGGGUGUCAGUUGGAACGGGAGUCACAAAAUUACCUGGUAAAAUGCGCUGGCUGUGUUAAGUGUUAUCAUCCGGCUUGUUUGGACCCGGCGCUUGACAAAAAGAACAAAACACCGUGGAGAUGUCGGCAUUGUCAAACGGCGCAUACCCCGGUAUCGAAGGACGAUAGCAAAAGAAAUAAAACACAGGACACGGCAAAUUCUGUCGAGAGCACGCCGACUAGCGCGAGGAAGAGACUUAGCAAAUUACGUGAAAAUAGAAAAGCGACAGUAUCCAGAAAGAGCCUGACGGUUUCAACUGCGGUGAAGAAAAGCGGCGCAGGAGUGGCACAGGUGGACGGCAGCUCGGACGGUAAUGCGGGUGUUGUCUCCCCUCGUCAACCACCUUUGAUUUCCUCUCCCUUACCACAACCCCCCACCCCACUCGCAGGCCAGGGUAGGCUACUAGAAGAGAAAAACGAUCGGAUUUCCAAAGAGAAGCAAAAGUUUUUUAGGCUGAGUGCGUUUAAUGCGGAGCACAAUAAGUUGAAGCGGGUGGGGGGCGGUGAGAAGUCGAAAUGUUCGCAGGACGUUAGUCCUAGAUUAACUCGGGGUAACGCGAACCAGAAGCAGCAAUCCAUGCUCGGUAAAAAGGUAGUAACGCCAAUGUCUAGUAGUAGCAGCAGCAGCGACGCGAGCGAUAGCGAUUCAUCCGACGACUCGAGUGAUACGACCGAUGAUGACGACGAAGACGACGCGGAGGAGGAGGGGAACGGACAGGGGGGAGAAGAGGAGGAAGAGGUGAAUGGUAAUAGCUCUAGCGCAUCCAGUAAUACGUCCACUUCGGACGAGGAUGACGACGACGACGAUGACGACGACGACGACGAUGAAGAGGAGGAUGACGACGGCGACGAUGGUCACAAGAAACGUCGUGCUGUUGUCGUCGGUAGUAGCGGUGGUGGUGGUGGUGGUGGUGUUACCGGUACCGAUAAUUCUCCUAAGCCAAGAGGUCCGUUCUCUUGUGAUUUGAACGAGGACAAACCUUGGGGUUUUGCCGCAGCCGCGGCCAAGCUCAACAUGGAGUCACCGUUUUUUAGUAACAUUACCAGCACCUUCGGCGCCCCGUUACCUAAGCUCGAUGUAAGCAGCACGCCGACGUUUGGCUUGCACAUACAGCCAGCUGUUAAUUCGUUCGACGGAAAGAAGAAACAGAAGAACGAUCGAAGUAUCAGUGGUAUAACGAACAGUUUCACCGACACGAAUAAGGUUAAACCUGGUAGCGGCCAGUUGAAAGGUCUGUUCGAUGGAUUGAGUCACUUUUUUUCAGUACCUACUAGUAGCAGAGUAAGAUCUAGCGCGUUGACGCCUAAUUACGCGCCCGACAGAAGAAAGCGGCCUAACGCGGACGACAGCGAUAACAGAACGAGUAAAGUUUCCAAAGGAAUGCAGAUUAAUAAGAUCAAGCGUGACAACGCGUCGUCUGGUUUAGGCAAGUCGAAAGAGAAAAAAAAGACGGAGGCGGCGGGGGCCGACGUGCCGAGGGUACCUCGGCCUGGGAUUUUCACACCUUCCGACGAAACUUUAUUCAGUUCUCUCAACGAGAAACUACCAAAAAUGACACCGUCGAAUUUAGUUAAAACUGCGGUUAAUAGCAAAAGGCACGAACACGAAAGGAGGAAACUGAUGAAAGAUGACGCGCCGUUAGUAAAGUGUGCGGCUAGCGCAUCAUCACCAUCGUUGCCACUGCCGUUAUUGUCAUCGUUAUCGUCGUCGUCGUCGUCAUCGUCAUCGUCCUCGUCGUCGUCAUCGUCGUCAUCAUCGUCGUCGUCGUCAUCGUCAUCGUCAUCGUCGUCGUCGUCGUCAUCGUCUUCGUCGUCGUCAUCGUUUCCAUUACCGUUACCGUUAUCGUCACCCUUGCCGUUACCGUUGCCAUCAUCAUCAUCAUCACCGUCUACUUUGCCGUUGUCCUCGCUGUCGUCAUCGUCGUCCUCACCAUCAUUGCUGUCGACGUCAUUGCCGGCAUCAUCGGCCCUUAGGCCCGAUCAGCAUUCGCGAAAGAGAAACACACUCGUGGAAGGGAACCAGACACGCCACCCUGUGCCCGCUGUAUCGAAAUCCGGCCUGAGCUCCGAUCCCGUGAAAUCAAAUCCCAGCCUAAAGUCCAAUCCACGAGCCUGUACUAGCGCCACCACCACCAACACCACCACGACACCCCGCGCGACACCCUGCUCCACCAGGAAGGAGGAACCGAUUCUACCUCAGACCUUACCACCGGGUGUCACGCAAAAGGAUGUUGAGCUGUUUAAGGAUGCCCGGGAUAGAGCGGCUCGGUUAACCGCCGUGAAUGGUGACGCAGUGGAAACCACGACAGUAAGCCUUGGGAGCAGUACAGGAAAUACAGGGAGUGGCAUUAGGAAUCCCGCGGCCAUAGUUUUCGGCCGUUAUGAAGUAGAGACCUGGUAUUCCAGUCCGUUUCCCCAGGAGUAUGCAAGACUACCAAAACUGUUCUUCUGUGAAUUUUGUUUAAAGUACACGAAGAGUCGAGCUGUACUUGACAGACACAUGGAUAAAUGUCAGUGGAGGCAUCCUCCGGCAACUGAGAUCUACAGAUGCAACGGAUUGUCUGUGUUUGAGAUCGAUGGUAACGUCAACAAAAUAUACUGUCAAAAUCUGUGUCUGCUAGCGAAAUUGUUCUUGGAUCAUAAAACCUUGUACUACGACGUGGAGCCAUUUUUGUUCUACGCGGUAACGAAAAAUGACAAGUAUGGCUGUCAUUUGGUUGGUUAUUUCAGCAAAGAGAAGCAUUGUCCCGCGCAGAGAUACAACGUGUCGUGCAUCAUGACAUUGCCGCAAUAUCAGAGACAAGGAUUUGGCAGAUUUCUCAUUGAAUUUAGUUACCUUCUGUCGAAAGUGGAAGGCAUCCCCGGCACGCCAGAGAAACCUCUUUCGGAUCUCGGUCGAGUGUCGUAUCACUCGUUCUGGAAAAGCGUCGUGCUUGAAUAUCUUGACGCCCAUCGAGAUUCCACGGAUAUCAAACUGGGAGAUAUAACGAAGGAGACUGGCGUGUCGGCACACGAUAUCGCAACUGCUAUGCAACUGCUGGGGUUCGUUAGAUCGGUCCAUUUACCCGGCGAGGGGAAUUCCAAAGUGGCUGUGGUGGUCGAUUGGGGCAAAGUGGACGCUCACAUGGCGAAAAUACGAAAGAGCUCGCGCAUCAAGUUAGAUCCUGACUGUCUUAGAUGGAUACCGCUGCUCACGCAGAUUCCCAAUCCGUAUCAAAGUAUGGAGGAAAGUGGCGACACUAGUUCCGAGUCUUCGCCCGUAGUGGAACCGAAACACGUGCCGACGAUCGUCGAGAAGAUUCAAAAGGUUAAGAUUAAAAAGAAACCGAGAGGCAGGAGGCUAGGGCAGAGGCGAUCCUCGCCAUUCAAACAGAAAACUAGCAUUUCGAAAUUAAGCACUUUGAAAUCGAAUGGACAGAAGAAUUCUGUUUCCAAGGAUGCGAAAGAACCAAGAGACGCAAAGGCGCUGAAAGAGGCAAAGGAAGCUAAGGAGACGAACGCGGUCAAGGAGGCGAAAGAAACGAAAGAAACGAAGGACACGGAGAAAAGGAGUCGAAACGCUGUUGCCACGGAAAAUCCUAAAGAAGCCAUGGAGGUGGAAACGAAGAGCGCUACGACAUCGUCGAGGAACUCUCGCGCGCUGGCUGCUUCAAAAAACAUGAACUCGAUGAAUUCAACGACGUCAUCUACGACAACGACCACGACUACUACUGUAGCGACAACCACCACCACGACGAUGUCCAGACGAAGAAUUAGAACGCCAAAGACACCUCUGGGUAGCGCCUCGGUAACGACGGCGAUGACUACAACAACGUCGACUCCCCUGCGAAAACGAAAACAUUCCGAAAAGACUGACGUUGAAGAAAAGGAGGAAGGUAGUUCUCGAAAGAGAACUCGAGAAUCGUUGCGCGAGAAAGAAAAGGACAAAGAACGAGAGAGAGAAAGAGAGAAACUCAAGGAGCGUGAUAAACCGAAAGAGAGGGAUAGUCAUCCUAAAGAUAAGGACAAGGAUAACAUGAACGAGGUGGAGAAGUCGUCUUCUAAGGCGAUGGAAUCGUCUGUGUCGUCGGUAACGCAGAAACCUACGAAAAAGCAAUGCAAGGUUGACGAUAUUUUGUUGAAAGUGACCAGCCGACAAUCCAAGUUACACUUGCAAACGAAACAGGCGAAAGAAAAGAAAAAUUUGGAACAGAGCCAGUGUAAUGGGAAAGAAGAGGCAAAGGAGGUUAAAAGUUUGCCGGUGUCGAGACGGGGGAGAGCAAAAGUCGAAAAGGAGGCUCUAAAGAUGCCACAGUUAAAACCGGAAACCCCUACGAAGGAUCGACCGGAAACCCCUGUGAUACUUCCUCCAUCGUUAUCUCCGCCGCCAUGCUCUGAAGAGAUCGAAUCUCUCUCGAGUGUUAAGCAACAAUCGUCUCCUGUUGCAGAGCAGCUACUUACAGCCCCUGCCAAGAAAGAGAUUUCCAACGCACCGGAAACUGUGAAGAAUAGAGACGACGUUGUUGAACAAACUGAUAAUGCCGAUGGCGGUAGCACUGACGAUGCUUGUGGAUCGACCGUUCUUCCGGAAGUAGAAGCAACUGUAUCCGCUAGCCCGGGAGAGUACGAGGGAGGAGACGAGGACGAGGGCGAAGAAGAAGUACCUGCACCGAAAUUGAAACCUAUGACAAACGCGAAGACCGAUUUGAGCGAACGAAGUGAAAAAUCAGAGGACGACGCGCACGAGAAAAAGCUCGAAGACGACACCGUCGCUUCCUUCACGCCGAAGCCGAUGUCUGAAUCGGAAUCGGCUAUGUUGGAGGAAGAAGUACAAAGAGGAGAGAUUGAAGAGAGAGAAGGUGAGGUAGCAGUGGACAAGGGUGAAGGCGAGGCCGAAAGAGAAGAUGAAAGUGAACGCGAACGAGAUGGCGAUGGCGAAGGAGUAAUGGAGACAGCGGAAGGAAAGGAGGAGGAGAAUACACUUGCAAAGGGGGAAUGUGACAAAGAUUUAGAGACUGAGAAAGCAGUUUGUAGUUCGGAAACGUCUAAAUUGGUACCUGAUCUUUCUUCGCCUAAAGAAGAAGAAGAAAUUGAAAAGUUGAAAACUGUUAGUCAAGAUGUAGGUAGCUGUAGAGAAACUGACGGAGUUUCCGAGAGAUUAACGUUAAAGAAUUCGAAAGAAGAAUUGACGAGGCCAAAGAUAGAAACUUCACCUGCAACGCCCACAGAGAGAAAGGAAUCGUCCUCUGCUGUUUCCAAUAUCGCGUCGCCUGAAACAGGGCCGUUCACGCCCCAAGAGAAAGUCUUGCCCAUUAUCGAGCAGCAAGAAACGACUAUCCACCUUCAAACUCAUUCAGAAGAAUUGAAACAGAAUUCGCCCGAAAGUGGUAAGACAACGCCUCACUUGGACAAUCCCGGUUCGGUGAAACGGACACCCCCUUCGCAACCUGAUUUACCGUCUAUGGGAGUUUAUACGCCGGAUUCGACCACGAAUUCGGUGCACUCGUUGCAUUACGGCCAAUGCGACUUGGACGUUAGCCAGUUAGGGCUGGAGUCUCCUACGUCGAUCGCUAGCGACCUUGCCUCGCAGAACAGCGUCGAGAGACCACCGAGCGCGUUGCCAUCGAUGCCAUCUUCUGUUAGCGUACCAAUUUCGGUGUCGAUGCAAAUAACUACGCCGGUCACAUCCGCCGCUGUAAAUAUUUCACCGCAAGUACAGUACGCCGAUUGUUCAAUGCCUCAGCAUACUCCGUCGACGCACGUCAAUAUUCAUCCGAUGCAUCAACCUCCUCAUACACCGCAGCCUCUUCAGCAGCCACGUACACCGCAGUCUCACACGCCUCAAAGUAUACCAACGCAAAGCCCACAACCUCUUCCGCAAAGUCAUACGCCGCAGCCGUUACCUCAGUCUCACACGCCGCAGCCACUCUCUCAGUCUCACACGCCGCAAAGUAUUCCGACGCAGAGUCCUCAACCGAUGCGACAGAGUCACACGCCGCAGCCUUUACCACCGUCCCACACACCUCAACCGAUGCAAUUGUCGCUGGCUCAACAAACGCAAAACCAAAGUAUGACGCACGGUCAAUCUCAGCAGCAGCAGCAGCAGCAGCAGCAGUCUCAAGCACAGCAACAGUCUCAACAGCAGUCCGCGCAUCAACAGCAACAGCAAUCGCAGCAAACGCAGUCUCACAGUAACAAAAGGGCCAGUGGCUCGCAAACGACUCACAGGUCGAGGUCGGCGCAGCAGAGUAGCAGAUCGCAUCGAACCACACCCCCUACGUCGCACGCUCAGGCCUCGUCUCAAGGCCAUACGACUUCCCACACGAGUCACACGAGCUCCCACACGAGCCACACAAGCUCCCACACGAGCCAUACAACGAUAGCGCAUACAACGCACGUACCGCCGCAGUAUCAGCAAUCGUCGUCGAUGAGUGUACCACCUGUACCUCAUCCGCAUUCUCAUACUCAUGCUGCUCACUCGCACAACAUGGCCGUUAUUUCGCAAGGGAAUUACAUGGCCGUCGCUUCGCAAACCUUUCCAACGCAGAACACGUACGUGAUCCAGCAUCGAAGCAGCAGAUCCGGUGCACCGACACCGUGCACCACAGCGACGAAUUUUUAUAUUCAGACGAGCGCGAUGCCACCGCAUUCGCACACACCGGCCCCUUCUCUGUCAGCUUCUGGAAAUCACCAAACCACGAAUUCAUGCAGUCUAGCAAAGUUGCAACAGCUGACGAACGGAUUGGAGAUGAUACCUCCUACACCUCCGCCGGCGAUGAACCUAACGCCACCGCCGCCAAUACCACACACUAUGACGCCACCGCAAACGUCGAGGCAGUUGCCGACGCCGCCUCAAGUACCCCUUGGUUAUGCAAAAAAUUACUAUAACGUCAAUACGGUUCCGCCUACUACUCCUGGACCGCCCAGUAGAUCGACCUCGAGGUCAUCGGCGAACGCAAAUAUGCCGUCUCUGACACAACCGUAUCCAAGCGAGAGCCUGUAUCGUCAGACUCUCGAUCCUGGAAGUACCUGUCCUCAGAUGCAGAGCGCCGCUAGCAGAGUCAGUCCCAACGUAGCGAUAAAUACGAAUCUCAUGGCCCAGUAUGGCUAUCGUGUGGCACAGCCUGGCACCGGCUACAUGAAUCAAGCGGCGCAGCUCGGUGGUUUCAUGAAUCAAGCCAGCCAGUUACCUGUCGGAGUUGUUAAUGUACCUGCACCGUACCCUCAGGAUCCUCAUCAGCAAAAUCCAGCAGCGGUGUACACGACGUAUCACGGUUACAUAAAUGGCGGUCUUAUGCAGCCUUUGAAUAGUUCGAUGAGGCCACGUUAGCCCCACUUAUCUAAACGCACAUUCUCUCAUUUACAAUAACACGAUACCCCGAACCAAACCGGGGGGGGCAAUUUCCACGUACUAAUGGGUUCAUCGACUAACAAUGAUCGCUUCAUCUUGGACAAGUUAAUGCUCUCUUCUAUACGAACUCUGGACAACUUUUUAGGGAAGAUAUUACCUAUCGAGAGACUUCUUACUACUUCCUUGCAUUCGCUUCCACUUUUAUCCUUUGAACGAACACUGAAUACUAUUUUUCCUGUCUUUCUUUUCCACCGAUAUUUCAUUAUUUUUAACUUACGUUCACCGACGUAUUGUUUUUUUUUUUUUUUUUUUUU